ACCAAAAGGGUGGAAAGUUCGUAAUCAUCCCUGUUAGCCGGAAAAAUAUCCCAACAGCUGACACUUGAAUGGCAGAAUAAUAAUAGAAACGUUUCGAAAUGCUGUCGGUGAACAACUUUUGCCUAGUUUUCUCAAUUGUUUUAUUUCAAUUAGCUGAAUGUUAUAAGGAAAUACCGAGUUUAGAUGGCAAGACAUUACCGAAGGCAGCAACAUUUCAUUUUCCCGAAUAUGCCUACAAGGAGACCAGCAAAAAUGAAAUCACCUAUCAUGAACUGGAGGUGGCCUGUGAGCAGCAUGCAAAGUGCGUAAACAUGAAUCCAGUUGGAGUCUCCAAAAUCAACUGCAUUAGACGGUGUAUAUCACCAUCGUGCUAUCAUGAUAUUUACGCCUUUAACGAGCUCGAGGAAGGGGAAAUCGAUGUGCGUUUGAAUUCAUUCAAAGGAUGUGUCAUCCAGCGUUUGUAGCAAAAGAAACAGCUCCUGCAGAAUUUAUAUCUAAACGAUUAUCUGCAGGAGAUGCAAUGGAAACUAUCUGAAUAUAUUCGUCAAUGGAUAUCGAUUGUUUGAAAAUGAAAGUAUUUGCAAUUUACUCAAAAUUAUUAACUAUGACUGUUAGAAUAAGAAAUUUUUGGAAAAAUAAUAAUAAAUGUAAUGCAAAUUUA
Molecule: messenger RNA, 661 nt
Organism: Drosophila willistoni
Lineage: Eukaryota; Metazoa; Arthropoda; Insecta; Diptera; Drosophilidae
Exons: 3
Coding region: 99-464 (121 amino acids)
Source: RefSeq, a predicted model, not a curated record